Propithecus coquereli (Coquerel's sifaka) is the source of this 2874-nucleotide messenger RNA. RefSeq names its product KIAA1211-like ortholog (gene CRACDL). NCBI's taxonomy places the organism in Eukaryota, Metazoa, Chordata, Mammalia, Primates, Indriidae. The record is from RefSeq and is a predicted model, not a curated record. The transcript is spliced from 10 exons. Bases 1 to 2874 code for a protein of 957 amino acids.
AUGAUUUCCACGAGGGUGAUGGACAUUAAGCUUCGGGAGGCCGCAGAAGGCCUUGGAGAGGACAGCACAGGAAAGAAAAAAUCGAAAUUCAAAACCUUUAAGAAGUUCUUUGGGAAGAAGAAGAGAAAGGAAUCUCCUUCGUCCACAGGAAGUAGCACCUGGAAACAAAGUCAGGCGAGGACUGAGGUCAUUGCCAUCGAGUCAGGGCCGGUGGGCUAUGACUCCGAGGAUGAGCUGGAGGAGUCGAGGGGCACGCUGGGUAGCCGGGCCCUCUCACAUGACAGUAUUUUCAUUCCUGAGUCCGGACAGGACCCUGCUCGGCCUGUGCGAGUGUUUUCCCAAGAAAAUGUGUGUGAUCGGAUUAAAGCUCUGCAGUUAAAAAUACAGUGUAAUGUGAAAAUGGGGCCGCCGCCUCCUCCAGGGGUGCUUCCUGCCAAGCGGGGAGAAGAUGCUGGCAUGAGCUCUGAGGACGACGGGCUGCCCAGGAGCCCCCCGGAGAUGUCCCUGCUGCACGACGUGGGUCCUGGCACGACCAUAAAGGUCUCUUUAGUGUCCUCAUCCCGGCCACUGUCUCCAGACCACGCAAGCGACUCCACUGCAUCCCUGCGGAACUCAGAUGGCAGCCUGGCGCCUGUGGCUGACUUCAGUCAUCCUGCGGGAUCCUCCUCCUGCCUGGACAACUCCGCAGCGAAGCACAAGCUCCUGGUGAAGCCCCGCAACCAGCGGUCGAGUAAACUGAGGCGGCUGUCGUCGCGUGCACAGUCUGAAUGCCUGAGUGAUCUGACGUGGACCCUAGAGGAGGAAGAAUUCGAGGAGAAGCCAUUAUCCCAAGCCCUCAAGAAAGAAAGUCCCAGCUCUGUGCAGCAGGACGUGGUGCUGGACAGAGGCCCUAGGCCUGGGCCACGGGCCACCUUGCUGCAGCCUGGAGGGGCCCGAGCCAGACGCACCCGCCUGCAGCACUCCCCGGCACUCAGUGCCAGCAUGGAGGAGGGGAGCUCCCCUAGGCAUGAGCCCUCCAGCCGCCCGGCCACCACAGAGGUCACUGAGCCCAUGUCAGUCCCCACCUCCAGUGUGGAGUCCCCUUCUCUGCCAGAAGGCUCACUGUACCCUGGUCCUGACAGCGAAAACGAGAAGGAGGUGCCGUCCACCACAGGCCCAAGCCCCCAGGCUGCAUACACAGCUGAGGAGGGAGUUUGUGCUUCUGAAGGUGCCACAAGCCCAUUAUCUACUGGUGUCCCUGAGGAGGACAUGACACCUCCUAAGACUAUCACCACAGUCACCUUGGAAAUGCCAGCUGGUCCAGAUGGGCCAGACCAAGAUGUCCCAAACCAGGCAAGAUGUCCCAGACCAAGAUGUCUCAAACCAAGAUGUCCCAGACCAAGAUGUCCCAGACCAAGACCAGACCAAGAUGUCCCAGACCAAGAUGUCCCAAAAGAAGUGGAGCUGACGCUGGAGGUGCCAGAGCCCCAGGGAGCAGGGAAAGAGCCCCCAGCGGCCCCCAGCCCGAGCCCACCACCACCCAAGAGCUGCCUGAAGCGCAGGGCAUCAGCCGCCAGCACAGGCCUCAGCGGGUCACCUGUGGGGUCACCUCUGAGGGAGCAGGGACCCUGUGCCCUGGACAGAGAGGCUGCCCCGCCAGAGCGCCCCAAGGCUGAGCAGGUCGAGUCCCCACAGGGAGACAGGGCAGCGCCAGAGCGGAAAACCGAGAGAGGGGGUGGCGAGGUGCGGGGCGCGAAGAAGUUCUCGGUGCCCUCGUGCCGGGGGCGGCCGCGCCCGGGCAGCUCCCGCCUGCAGGAGCAUCCCGGCGCGUCCAGCGGCCGCCUGCCCCUGGGGAGGAGCGGCCCGGCCUGGAGGAGCGAGGCGGCUCUCGAUGACCUCCAGGGGUCUCCUGAGCCCCAGAGCGAGAAACCAGACCCUCAGAAGCCAGCGGAGUGUGACUCUCAGGACUCAGGGGACAGAGUGGCUGGCCGGACCACGGCAGGCGCGAGAGAGCCCUGCCGGGCUGCCCAGGAGCCGUGCCUGGGUGAGGACAGAAACCCCUUCCCCGUCAAGCUCCGGUCCACCUCCCUCUCUUUCAAAUACCGAGACAGCUCCGCCCAGGAGGCAAGGGGGAUAAAGAGAUACAGCGCUGAGGUCAGGUCAGAAAGAGGAGGAGUGACUUUGCUUCCGAAAGAUGAGAAAUGUCACCUCGGGACAGCCCCUGCCCUUCGAGGCACCAGGUCCCCUAGCGACCAAGGAAAGGGGAAAGCCCGGUCACCUGAGCAGCUCAGCUCCAAACCACCCCUGCCCAGGAAGCCGCUCCUGCAGAGCCUCACCUUGCCGCACUCUGCUGCGCCCCCCGACGCCAGCCCCAGAGAGCCGGAGCUCAGGAAGGAGAAGAAGUCGCUGCGCAAGGGAGCUGAAAAGGGUCUGCCUCCUGCAGCGACAGGGCCUGGAGCUAACGGGCAGCCCUCCCCGCCCUGGAUCACCAUUGCUCGGCAGAAGCGACGAGGGGCCUCGGAACAGCCACCCAACCAGGAGGACAAGCCUGGGGCGCGGACCCCGAAACCUGAACUGGGAAAGCAAGCCAAGCCGCCCGAGAGAGCCCAGGAGCCCGUGAAGCACAUGGACUUCGUCCGCAGCAAGUCUUUCCUGAUCACCCCUGUGAAGCCCCCACUGGAGCGGAGGCGGGGGGUGGAGCUCAGCCUGCAGGAGGGGCUGCAGAGAGGAAUCUCGCUGUCCCACCAGAACCUGGCUCAGUCUGCGGGGAUGAUGGAGAAGGAAUUGCAUCAGCUGAAGAGAGCCAGUUAUGCCAGUGCAGAUCAGCCCUCCUGGAUGGAACUUGCCAGAAAGAAAUCUCAAGCUUGGAGUGACAUGCCCCAAAUUAUAAAAUAG